Trifolium pratense (red clover) is the source of this 1354-nucleotide messenger RNA. Its product is annotated as chromatin structure-remodeling complex protein BSH. Gene Ontology annotation, biological process: chromatin remodeling; regulation of transcription by RNA polymerase II. NCBI's taxonomy places the organism in Eukaryota, Viridiplantae, Streptophyta, Magnoliopsida, Fabales, Fabaceae. Gene Ontology annotation, cellular component: nuclear chromosome; nucleus. Gene Ontology annotation, molecular function: transcription coregulator activity. Bases 199 to 942 code for a protein of 247 amino acids. The record is from RefSeq and is a predicted model, not a curated record. The transcript is spliced from 11 exons.
GUUUUUUCUCAAAAAAAAAAAUAAAAAGAAGCAACAGGCGUGGGGGUGUAAUAGUUAGCAGAACGGAGGUAGUACCGUAGUAGUGGGUCCCUCCCUCCCUCCCGCGCGGUGGUAAGGAUUGAAAAUCGGAGGAAGAGAGUAUUUGUCUUCGGCGUGUUCCUCUUUCCCAUCCAUCAUAUCAUUUGAUUGAGAUUGAAGAUGAAAACCCCUCUUUCCAGUUUCUACCGAAACCCCGUUAAGUUCAGGAUGCCAACUUCGGAAAACCUAGUUCCCAUUCGACUUGACAUUGAAAUCGACGGUCAUAGAUACAAGGAUGCUUUCACUUGGAACCCUUCUGAUCCGGAUUCAGAGAUUGUUGUGUUUGCUAAAAGGACUGUUAAAGAUUUGAAGCUACCUCCCCCUUUUGUUACUCAGAUUGCUCAAUCCAUUCAAUCUCAGCUAGCUGAAUUUCGAUCCUACGACGGCCAAGAUAUGUAUGCUGGAGACAAGAUUCUCCCCAUCAAGCUCGAUCUUCGUGUAAAUCAUACACUUGUAAAGGAUCAAUUUUUAUGGGACUUGAAUAAUUUCGAUAGUGAUCCUGAAGAGUUUGCAAGAAUCUUCUGCAGAGACAUGGACAUUCAGGAUCCUGAGGUUGGACCAGCUGUUGCCUUUGCCAUCAGAGAACAGCUUUAUGAGAUUGCAAUUCAAAGUGUGGUUUCAGCAAGAGAAAGCAGAUUAAGCAAGAAGGGUCGUCGAGGGGCUGACUUUACUCCAGUCAGCAAAGGAGGUGCUGUAGCAGUGGACUUGGUCAAGUUAUUUGGUAUUAAAUCAAGUGUUGUUCGGAAAAGAAAGGAGUGGGAUGUAUAUGAACCCAUUGUGGAUCUUCUAUCCAAUGAAGAAGUUGAUCUCCUUGAAGCAAAGGAAGAGAGAAAUUUCAGGGGAUCCAUAUCAAAUAAUAUUUAAUCAGACCAAACGAAGGUAUUAAAACUGGAGAUGGAUUCCCCAAUAUAUGCUGGUUUUGCGAAAGGGACCAGUCUUUUGCAACAUGAUCUAAAGUUCAAAUAUGUGUUAGUAGAGGUGUUCGCCUUUACCACGUGUUUGCCUUUUUUUGUUUAAAAUGUGGUCACACCAGACAGCAGACUCAAAGCCACAAAUUCCAGCUUUACAAAAAUCACGACCAUGUUGUAGAUCCAAACAAGCUAUUAUUAGUGUGUGAGAGCGUCUUAAAUAUGAUUAAGUGUGUUUGGUUUUGUGGUGGCGAAAAUUGAUUUUGGCUUGGAUACCUCUCCAUCAAAAGUGAUUUCUAUCUAAUAUAUAUUAUUCUUUGAAUAGUUUGGAUCAAAAUUGUUUUCGAGUGAGUAAAUUACUAAAAUGG